Messenger RNA from Lodderomyces pseudojiufengensis, 1338 nucleotides. It is a transcript of the gene RTT109, whose product is annotated as H3 histone acetyltransferase. Gene Ontology annotation, cellular component: nucleus. The coding region runs from base 1 to 1338 and encodes 445 amino acids. Gene Ontology annotation, biological process: DNA damage response. Gene Ontology annotation, molecular function: histone H3K56 acetyltransferase activity. The transcript has a single exon. NCBI's taxonomy places the organism in Eukaryota, Fungi, Ascomycota, Pichiomycetes, Serinales, Debaryomycetaceae. The record is from RefSeq and is a predicted model, not a curated record.
AUGUCAAAUACAUCAUUAUCAACAAAAUUAUCGAAUGUUUUACCAAAAAAUUCAAAAUUUAAAUAUUUAUAUAUUCAAUCAAAUCCAAUAUAUAUAAAAUCACCAAUUCAUCAACUUCCCAAACUAAAAAAUUUAUCAAAUACUUUAAAAAUUCGUCAUUUUUUUAUACUAAUUGAAAAUGAUAUUAUAAUAUUAGGUAUUGAAAUAUUUAUAUAUUUACAAAUUUUUGAUAAUUAUAUUGAUCAAUUUAUAUUUGUUUCAAAAUGUGAUACUGUUGGUUUGAAAGAGAUAAAUUUUAAAAUUGGUGAUGUUGUUAGAGAAGUAUUGGAUUUUAUUAUAAAUUAUGAUAUUAAUAAAUAUCAAAUUAAAGUUAAAAAGGAAAAACAAAGGAAAGAUACUGAUGACGAACCUAUAUAUAAUGGUUCGAAUGAAACAAAUGGUACACUUUUACUACUAAAUAAAUUGAUUAACAAUUUAAAGCAAAAUCCACUGACUUUCAAUCAACUUCCAUAUUAUAAUAAAAACCGAUCUAAUUCAAAACAACAAUCACCAAAAACACUUUUAAAACUUCCAAAUACAAUUAAUUUAAAACUUUGCAUCUUCACAAAAACAGCACCACAAUAUAUUUUCCCAAAUUCUUCAAAAAAUAAAUUAAAACAUAAAAUAAAUGGUCAAAUUUUAUUAAAUUGGUGGUUAAAAAUUGUAAAUUCAAUAACUUUAAAUUGGACCACCAAGAAAUUAAUAAUUCCAGGAUCUGAUAAUCAAUCUAUAUUAAAUUUUAUAAAACCAUUUAAUAAUAAUUGGUCAAUUGGUCAUAUUUUUGAUAACCACAACCAAAAUGAUUUAGCAAUUUAUUCUAUCCCUUUAUUUCCUGAUGAUCCAAAGGGAAGAUUUUUAGAACAUUUAAUUAUUGAAAAUAGAUAUUCUAAUAUGAAUAUUUCACAAUUUUAUAAAGAAUUGGGUUAUAGACAAGAAUUUAGAAUUGGUGAUUGUGUUGGAUUAAUUGGAUGUGAAUUUAAAAAUUAUAUAUUUGAUAAUAAUACUACAACCACUGAGGAUAAAGAAGAUGAUAUAAUUAAAGUAACAGUUUCCCAAUAUAAACAAUUUAUAAAUUUAUUAAAAAAUAUAAAUUAUAAUAUUGAAAUUGAUAUAAAUUAUAUGAUUGAAAAUGAAAUACCAAAUUUUUUUAUAAAUCAAUUGGGAUUUAGGGAUUUUGAAUAUGGGGAAGUUAUUGGAAGUAAAGAGGUUGAUAAUAGUAAUUCAAAAACUCAAGAUUUAGGUCAGAAACGUAUUCAAACUAAUGAUUUAACUGGAUUAAUUAAACGAAAGAAGAAGUGA